GAGGUGGCCGACGCGCAGGAGGAGGGCCUCUCCGCCCCCUUCCUCCGCCACUUAUGCGGCACCGACGAGCUCGAGCGGGUGCGCACCCUGGAGAUCCAGGUGGACUCGGCGGCCCAGUGCCUGGAGCCCAUCGGGGAGCACCUGCCCAACCUGCAGCAGCUGAAGCUCGUGGACUCGAGCGUGCUGUGCGUGCGGGACCUCGGGAUUGCGCUGGCGCGGCUGGAGGUGCUCUGGAUGAGCAGGUGCGGCCUGCAGGACCUGAGCGGGGCGGCGUCGUGCCUGCCCGCGCUCAAGGAGCUCUACAUCCCCUUCAACGACGUGGCGGACCUGUCGCCCCUGGCCGGCCACGAGUUCCUGGAGGUGCUGGACGUCGAGGGGAACGCGGUCGCCGACGUGGGAGAGGUCUCCGUGCUGGGGAUGUGCCCCCAGCUGCGCGAGGUGACGCUGAGCGGCAAUCCGGUCUCGCGCAGCGGCGGCCUCUCGCGCGGGGACGUCCUGCAGCUCCUGCCGCAGCUGGCCAUCCUCGACGAUGCGGGCGCGCACGAGUCCGAGCUGGAGGGCGCACGAGUCGCGUCGGCCAGGCUGCCCAACGGAGAGGACGAGUCCGAGUGCGACAUUGGGGCCGACAGGGACUUCCUCCGUGGGCUGGGCGACAGCACAGGUCGGGGCGGCAAACUUGUUGAGGAGCCCGGGGAUGCAGACCUCUCCGACGACGAUGCUUCGGAUGGCUCCAGGCCGUCUGGCUCGGGGGAAGGCAUCGGGUCGGCCAUCCCGCCCCUGCGGCCACGGCAUCCCCUCCUGAUCGAAGGGCUGACCCAGGUGGGCCUUGCGGGCGGGCGGCACGCGGGAGAGCCCGACGAGGACGAGCUCGUCACUGAACGCUUGAAGCGGGCGCGGCCCAGAUCCCUGGCCCAGCACGCAUUCACCGCGCGGCCCGCUGCUCCUAGCGAAGGCGCAUGGUUCAGCCUGAGCAUGCCCGAUCGGCGGCAGGCAAGGACUGCGGCCCCGCUGGCUCCGGCGGGUGUGCCGCUGUCCUUCAGGCCUGCCACUCCCUCCAACAGUGGCUUCCGCCUGGACGAGCCUACUGGAUCGCAGGACACGGCUAGCUCGCUGACCUGCGGGGACUCGCUUGCGGGGAACCCGAUGCGGGCCCUCCGGCAGCGCCGCCUCCAGGAUUCUGGCGCCAUGACGUCCAGGGACUCGGACGUGGACAUCCGGGAGCUGCUGCGGCGCUACCAGGCCUACGAGCAGCAGCGGCAGGCCAGCGUGUCGCAGGGGAGCUCCGGGGCGCAGUCCCCGCAGCGGCGCCCGACCACGCCCGACGUGCGCAUCCACACGCUCGCCGCGGAGGGCGCCCGCCCGCGCUCCGGCCUGCGGCGCCCGCCCACGCCACCCGCGGACAGCCCGGGGAGCGCCGCGAGCCGCGCGGAGAGCGCGGGCACCCCGGCCGAGCCGCCGCCGGCGCCGCGCGCGGGGCUGCCCCCGCGGCUGCCGGGUAGGGGCAGGGCGCCGGGCGCGGGCCGCGCGG
Messenger RNA from Prorocentrum cordatum, 1528 nucleotides. NCBI's taxonomy places the organism in Eukaryota, Dinophyceae, Prorocentrales, Prorocentraceae. The record is from the annotation of a GenBank genome assembly.